Molecule: messenger RNA, 1407 nt
Organism: Raphanus sativus (radish)
Lineage: Eukaryota; Viridiplantae; Streptophyta; Magnoliopsida; Brassicales; Brassicaceae
Product: gibberellic acid methyltransferase 1-like
Exons: 3
Coding region: 102-1238 (378 amino acids)
Biological process (GO): methylation
Molecular function (GO): S-adenosylmethionine-dependent methyltransferase activity
Source: RefSeq, a predicted model, not a curated record
GCAACUUCAUUAAGACCAAAAAUAGAGACCCUCCUUUGAUCAACUUAACGAGUAGUUACAACGUUCACCUAAUCUUCUUACAUAAAUUUUACGAUCAAAAUAUGGAUUCUUCUCGAAGCCUCGAAUGCGUGCUCUCCAUGCAAGGCGGCGAGGAUGACGUCAGUUACGCCAAAAACAGCUACGGUCCGGCCGCAGCUCUGGCCUCGAGCAAACCAAUGCUGACGUCAGCCAUCAAUUCCAUAAAGCUCACCGAAGGAGGCUCAUCUCACAUUAUAAAGAUAGCCGAUUUAGGCUGUGCGGUCGGAGACAACACGUUUUCCACGGUGGACACGGUGGUUGAGGUGUUACGGCGGAGGCUAACCGUGAUUGACGGAAAAUCUGAUCAGCCGGAGCUGGAGUUUGAGGUAUUCUUCUCUGACUUGCCUUCUAACGACUUCAACACACUGUUUCGAUCGUUUGAAGAGAAAGUUAACGGCUCGAGCCAUAAGUACUUCGCCGCUGGAGUUCCCGGCUCGUUCUAUGGGAGGCUGUUUCCGAAAGGAGAGCUACAUGUCGUUGUGACCACAAGCGCCUUACAAUGGCUCUCUCAGGUUACCGGAAAAGUGAUGGAAAAAGGAUCGAAGACAUGGAACAAGGGAAGGGCGUGGAUACAAGGAGCAGAGGGAGAAGUUGUGGAGGCCUACGCGGAGCAGUCAGACAAGGACUUAGUCCAGUUCUUGAAAUGUCGGAAAGAAGAGAUUGUUGAAGGAGGAGUGUUAUUUAUGUUGAUGGGUGGUCGACCUUCUGGCUUAGUGAGCCAAGUCAGUGAUCAUGACUCCAGUCUCAGGCACCUUUUCACUAUUUUUAUGGAUCAAGCUUGGCAAGAUCUAGUGGAUGAGGGUUUAAUAGAAGAGGAGAAAAGAGAUGGAUUCAACAUUCCGGUGUACCUGAGAAGCACAGAGGAGAUAGCGGCUGCGAUUGAUGGUUGUGGUGGUUUCAAGAUAGAGAAAAUGGAGGUACUGAAAAUAGCUGACCCCAUGAAUGCUAAACAGCAAGAGUUGAAAGAUCCGGAGACUUACGGUCGAGCCAUGUCUACCUCGGUUCAAGCCGGUCUAAAGCCAAUGGUUGAAGCUUAUCUCGGUCCUGACCUGACCCGCAAGCUCUUCAAACAGUAUGCAGUUCGAGCUGCUGCCAACAGAGAAUUUCUCAAGGAGAAUUCUUUCUAUUACAUGAUCGCUGUCUCGGCAACUAGGGUUUGAUGUUAAUGUUAUCUAUGCACGUACGUAUAUGCUUAGUAUAGCAUGCCAAAAGAUUAUUAUAUCUACGGGUUACGACAUCUUUCAAUGCAUGCUGGAAUAAAGUAAUUAUUAGACUAAAACCAUUGUAUUUUCAGAUACAGUAUUUUCCCUUAAGAUUGAAAUCCCUACA